CUUUAAACAAGUUCCUUAAAUAUAGAAGAGAGAAAUAAUUCAUAUUAAUAAGCAGAUUCUCUUUCUUUUCUGCUAUAUUCUUUCUCUCUCUUCAAUAUCAUUCUAUAAGAAAACAAAAGAGAAAAGUAUUCAAUAGUAUGAGUUUUCAUAAAAACAAUAAUAUAUUUACAGACUCAGAGUCAGAAGAAGACUAUUCUGAUAACUAUCAUUUAAGCUUAAAAAGUAAAGCGACUGUUGCUCCAAUGGCAUCAGAUCUUGAUCAGACUCUGGAGCAAAUAACCACAGACGACGAAAACAUGUUAUCUCUACAAAGUUCACCUUCACCUUAUGCUUCUGAAGAGCAAGAAGAACCCAUGGACGACGAAGAACAAGACAACUAUUUAGACCCAGACUUAUACUGCUUAAGACGUUCAGACCGACAUAAAAAGACUACAGGAGUAGAAUCAGAAGAAAUGACAUUUACAACAGAUGAAGAGAUACAAGACAAUAGUUCAGAUGAUGAUUAUGGUAGUCCUAAGCAAACAAAAACAAGACGAAAUACUCGUCCAUCCAAAACUCAACGAGUGUCCUAUGAAACUGAAGAAGAAGAAGAGAGUAUGAGCUCUGAAGAAGAUUGGGGAUCCACAAAGAGAAAGACGAGAACAAAGCGUCUUAAACAGAAAUCUCAACGUGCUAUUUCUCCAAGUGAUUUCGCUCGUCAUUCAACUCGUGCUCGUAAAGUGACAAACUACAACGAAGAUAAUGCUGAGCUUUGGGGCCUUUCAGAAGAAGAGAUUGUCGAGACUUAUACCCCUGUUCCCGCUGAAGAAGACGAAGGAGAUGUGAUUGAACAAGUGCUGGAUCACCGAAGAAAAGAAGGCGAUGAAGGAGGCCCCGAUAUACCAGAAAAAAACCUUGAAUUUCUGAUCAAAUGGAAAUCUUGGUCUCAUCUACACGACACUUGGGAUACAUAUGAAUAUCUUAAAACCUGUAAAAGCUUUCGUAAACUCGAAAACUACAUCCGUAGCUAUUUUGACGAACAAAACUUUCGGGCCAAUAUCGAGACCACGCGGGAAGAAAUUGAACAACGCGAUAUCAAACUUUCGCGUCGUCGAGACGAAAUUCAAGAUUGGCGGACAGUCGAUCGUGUUUUAGCCUCGCGUGGCCAACCACCUAACAUUGAAUACUUUGUUAAAUGGAAACGACUUCACUACGAUGAAUGCACUUGGGAGAGCGCUGAUUUAAUUGCUGCUGAUCAUCAGCCAGAGAUUGACGAUUAUCUCAUUCGAGAACAGAACACCCAUAUUCCUCAUCGGUCCACGACUUAUCCUCGAGGCAAUCGACCCGAUUUUAGUGCGUUCAAGACACAGCCUUCGUUUAUUUCUGGUGGCGAAUUGCGUGACUAUCAACUACAUGGUGUCAAUUGGAUGUAUUAUUUAUGGUGUCGAAAUGAGAACGGUAUUUUGGCAGAUGAAAUGGGAUUAGGAAAGACAGUUCAGACCAUUAGUUUCUUGAACACCUUGUUUCAUCAUAGUCGAUUGUAUGGGCCAUUUUUGAUUGUGGUACCCUUGUCCACGUCUGAUAAUUGGAUGCAAGAAUUUAAGCAGUGGGCACCUGAAAUGAAUGUGAUUUGUUAUCUAGGCAACAGAGCUUCGCGUGAAGUGAUUCGAAACACUGAAUUUUAUCUCUCAGGCACAAAGCGACUCAAGUUUAAUGCAUUAAUCACUACUUAUGAAAUUGUUUUGAAAGACAAGGAUAUUUUGGGCAACAUUCGCUGGCAAUAUCUCGCUGUAGAUGAAGCACAUCGGCUCAAAAAUGCUGAUUCUCAGUUGUAUGAAGCACUUUUUGUGUUCCAGACAACCAACCGUCUGUUGAUCACAGGUACACCUUUACAGAACAAUGUGACUGAACUAUUAGCUCUUGUUCGGUUCUUGAUGCCCAGCAUUGAUCUCAGUGCUUACAAUUUUGAUUUGGAUGUGGAAGAUAUUAACCAAGAAGAAAAGAUCAAAGCACUCCACAACAGGAUUAAGCGUCUGAUGCUGCGUCGAUUGAAAAAAGAUGUCGAAAAGUCACUUCCCAACAAAUCAGAACGUAUCUUGCGUGUGGAAAUGAGCGAACUCCAAAAGACAUACUACAAGCACAUUUUGGCUAAAAACUUUGACUUAUUGUCAUCUGGUACAGAAAGCAAGAAGCAAUGGCUUAAUAUUGCUAUCGAACUAAAGAAAGCAAGUAACCAUCCUUUCUUGUUUCCCGAUGUUGAAACACCUUCUACCAGUCGCAUCACACAACUCAAAGGUCUGAUUGAAAACAGUGGUAAAAUGGUUUUGUUGGAUAAACUCUUGAGUCGCCUUAAAGAAAACGGUCACCGUGUAUUGAUUUUCUCUCAGUUGGUCAUGAUGCUUGAUAUUUUGUCGGAUUACAUGACAUUGCGUGGACAUCCUUUUCAACGUUUGGACGGCUCCAUGAAGCCUGAAGACCGUAACAAGGCCAUUGAGCACUUUAAUGCACCGGAAAGUCCUGAUUUCGUCUUUUUGUUAUCGACACGCGCAGGUGGUAUGGGUAUCAACCUAGUGACAGCAGACACAGUGAUUAUUUUCGACAGUGAUUGGAACCCACAAAACGACUUACAGGCCAUGUCACGUGCCCAUCGUAUUGGUCAAACAAAAUCAGUCAAUGUCUAUCGAUUUGUGACGAAAGGCACGAUGGAAGAAGACAUUAUUGAACGUGCUAAGCGAAAGAUGGUGUUAGAAUAUUGCAUUAUCAAACAAAUGGAUACAUCGGGUCAUUCGUUUUUAGCAGAGCAACAGACACUCACUAACACAAAGAACCGAGAUAUUCCAUUCAACCGUGCAGAAAUGUCUGCUGUACUCAAGUUUGGUGCUAAAAACAUGUUCCAAUCCACAGAAAAUACGCAGCCUGUGAAUGACAUUGAUCUGGAUGAAAUCCUGGAGCGUGCAGAGACCACAGAGACAUUAGAAGGUCAAGACAGUGCAUUGGGCUCAGAUGACUUUUUGGCUCAGUUCAAGAUUACAGACUAUGGAGGUACAGCAGAAGAUCUUAGUUGGGAUGAUAUCAUUCCUCAAUCUGAACGUGACAAAUUGGAACAAGAGCAAGAUAAGGAAGAUCAGGCUGCCUUGUAUGACCGUGCAGCUAAAAAGAACCGUGUCAAGUACAACAUGGAAGAAGAGGAAGAAGAAGAAAUAGACACCAAGAAACGAAAAAGAGCCAGCAAUGGUACGUCGAGUCGUAAGCGACAUCAUAACGGAAAAGCAGAUGAAUUAUCUGAACGUGAUCGACGAGCCAUUGUUCGUGCUGUACUCAAAUAUGGCGAUCUUGAGGCACGUUACACUGAAGCCGUCAGUGAUUUCGACUUAGAGCAGAAAGACAAGGAACUCAUUCUAUCCCUUUACAAGGAUUUAAUUGCUGAAUGUAAAGCUCAAGUGCGUGAACAAGCUGAAGCCAAUCAUACUAUUGAAAAAAACCAAGAACCUACAGAAGAUCAAUUAUUGGCAGAACUUCGUCAUACAAAACAAAAGGCCAUCUUGUUUACAUGGCAUGAUAUUGCUAGUGUCAAUGCUGGGCAGAUCUUUCAACGCCAUCAUGAUAUGAAGGUGCUAGCUCGUCGUCUUAGUGCGGUACCUGAUCGAACCAAAUUCCGUAUCUCGUUGGGUGCUAAGCGUGUUCAGGGUUGGUCGUGUGCUUGGGGUCCUAAAGAAGAUGCUAUGCUCCUUGUGGGUGUGCAUCAUCAUGGAUUUGGUUCAUGGCCUGCUAUUCAAGCAGAUACACCACUUGGUCUUUCAGACAAGUUCUUUAUUGGCAGUCAAGAUGACGAUAAAAAGACACCUAAAGCUAUUCAUCUAGUACGUCGUGCAGAACAAAUGAUGAAGAUUUUAGCAGAAGAAGACAAGCUACGAAAUGAACGAUCCUCUAGUACAAAAAAGGGGCCUAAAUUAAAGCAACAACAAAAGCAACAGCAACUACAACAACUACAGCAACAACAACAACAACAACUACAACUACAACAACAACAACAACAACAACAACAACAACAACAACUGCUGCAGCAACAACAGCAAGAGGAAGAAACGAUCAAGAAACGUAAAUCACGCACAACAGAUUUGCCUCGACCAUCUAAGCGUACUGAAAAAGAAAACAAAGUGCCAGACGAUAGUUAUGACGAAGAUGCCGCUUAUUCUUCUAUGCGGCCCGUUAAACAUGUCUUGUGUCGAUUACGCGAUGAUGCUAAUAAGGCAGACGGUACAGAAAAGGCGCAAAUGAUUAAAGAAUGCAUGCUUAAGAUUGGUAAGCACAUUGAUCGUCAAGUCCAUGACUAUCCUCGCGAUGAACAUCUAAAGCGUCAUUUGUGGAUGUUUACUUGUCAAUAUUGGCCCGGCAUGAAGCUUUCUUGGAAGAACCUGAUUGAUGUUUAUGAGAAGAUUGUCGCUGCUACUCAAAAAGAAGAAAAGAAUAACAGCAGUAGAGAACACAGGCACCGACAUCGAUCUCCUGAACAUCGUCGAAGAGACAGUACUUCUUCGUCAAGAAAAAGUAGUCAUCAUCACCACCACCAUCAUCAUAGUAGUAGUGAGCAUGACAGUAGACGUAGACGAUCUUCUUCUUCUCAUCGUGAUGAUCAUCAUAGAAAGUAUGAUAGAUAUGAAAGAAGCUCAAAAGAUAGACGUCGAUAAAGAGUGGAAGGAGAGGGGAAAAGUUCUUUAUACCAUCAUUGUACAGUUACCCCCUCUUCUUUUUUUUAUAGUCUUCUUUUUUUGUAUAAUAAACUCUUGUCUUUCUUGUUCUUUU
This is a messenger RNA of Gilbertella persicaria, 4782 nucleotides long. Its product is annotated as SNF2 family N-terminal domain-containing protein. Gene Ontology annotation, cellular component: chromatin; nucleus. Gene Ontology annotation, biological process: regulation of transcription by RNA polymerase II; nucleosome organization. The record is from RefSeq and is a predicted model, not a curated record. Lineage: Eukaryota; Fungi; Mucoromycota; Mucoromycetes; Mucorales; Choanephoraceae. Bases 138 to 4667 code for a protein of 1509 amino acids. Gene Ontology annotation, molecular function: chromatin binding; ATP-dependent chromatin remodeler activity; DNA binding. The transcript has 6 exons.